AUGGCUGCUGCCGUGGAAAAGCAGCCCCUGGACGCGCGACAGGAGAAGCAGCCACCACCAUCAGCGCAUCCGUCAGAAAAACCUCAAGGUGUUGUCGAAUCCAAACCAGGUCCUCCAGGUCCUGCAGGCCCUCCAGGUGGCCCCGGUGGUGGAAAACCCUUUGGACCUGGCAUGGGUCCUGCCGUCGAGUAUCCCACAGGUCCCAAACUCUACUCGAUCAUCAUCUCCCUUUAUCUUGCUGGCUUUCUCACCGCGCUGGAUCGCACCAUCAUCGUAAACGCCAUUCCCCAUAUCACGAACGAGUUCGACUCUAUCAACGAUGUCGGCUGGUACGGUAGCGCAUAUCUCCUGACGUUUUGCGCGUUUCAGCUGCUUUUUGGCAAGAUCUACUCGUUCUACAAUCCAAAAUGGGUGUUUUUGACCGCCGUGGUCAUCUUCGAAAUCGGGUCUGCUAUCUGCGGUGCCGCGCCCAAUUCGACAGUCCUCAUCGUUGGUCGCGCAAUCGCCGGCCUGGGAUCGUCGGGGAUCUUUGGUGGCAGUGUAAUCAUCACCUUCUUCACCGUCCCAUUGCACAUGCGACCCAUCUACUCGGGCAUUGUCAGCGUCAUCUUCGCCAUCGCAUCCGUCACAGGUCCCCUGAUUGGUGGUGGCUUCACCGAACAUGUUACCUGGCGCUGGUGCUUCUACAUCAACCUGCCCAUUGGCGCAGUGACUAUAGUGGUACUCAUCCUGGUGCUCCAGAUGCCGCCUGCGCGCAAGGCAGGCACCCCGGUACGCGAGCAGUUUCUGCAGAUGGAUCCCCUGGGAAAUCUAUGCCUGAUCCCUGGCGUGGUGUGCCUGCUACUGGCGCUGCAAUGGGGAGGGGCGACCUAUGCCUGGAAUAAUGGACGCAUUAUCGCGCUUUUAGUUCUGGCAGGAGUAUUGCUGCUCGCCUUUGUUGGGAUUCAGAUCUGGCUUCAGGAGAAAGCCACCAUUCCUCCCCGGAUCAUCAAACAGCGCAGCAUCGCAGCCGGAGUUGUCUUCACUCUCAUGGUCACUGCGGCGAUGAUGACGUUCACCUACUACCUGCCAAUUUGGUUUCAGGCCAUCAAGUCCGCGUCGCCAGUCCACUCGGGUGUCAUGAUGUUACCCACCGUCAUCUCAUCGGCGGUCGCCAGUCUCAUAGCUGGUUUCCUGAUCAAUCGACUCGGCUACUACACGCCAUUCAUGAUUGGCGGAUCAGUGCUUAUGUCUCUUGGGGCCGGUCUGCUCACAACAUUCACCCCCAACAUUAGCGAAGGCAAAUGGAUCGGCUACCAGAUCCUCUGGGCGGUUGGAUGCGGAAUGAGCAUCCAACAAGCCUCUUUGGCCGCUCAAGCCGUCCUCGCUCGCCCAGAUGCUCCCAUCGGUAUCUCCUUGAUUUUCUUCGCGCAAUCCUUGGGUGGUUCGGUGUUCCUGUCUGUGGACCAGGCCAUAUACAGCAACAAACUGUCUGCCAACCUGGGUGAUAUCGCCAACGUGACCGACAGCGGAGUGACGAGUAUCCAAGAUCGCGUGAGCCCCCAGGACCUGCCACGAUUUUUGAGCGGAUACAAUGGCGCGGUAAUGGACGUGUUUCGCGUCGCUUUGGCGGCGUCCUGCGCGUGUGUUGUGGCGUCUGCUCUUAUGGAGUGGAAGAGCGUAAAGGCUCAGAAAGGAGGCCCAGGAGGACCUGGUGGCCCUGGUGGCCCUGGUGGCCCUGGAUCAGGGCAACCCGGAAUGGGUCCUGGGAAGGGACCGUCAACUGCCAAUGGCGCAACAACCAUGAAGCCGAACGGUGAUGCUAGCACUCAGGUUUAG
Aspergillus viridinutans is the source of this 1818-nucleotide messenger RNA. RefSeq names its product MDR family MFS transporter. The coding region runs from base 1 to 1818 and encodes 605 amino acids. Gene Ontology annotation, biological process: transmembrane transport. The record is from RefSeq and is a predicted model, not a curated record. The transcript has 3 exons. Gene Ontology annotation, molecular function: transmembrane transporter activity. NCBI's taxonomy places the organism in Eukaryota, Fungi, Ascomycota, Eurotiomycetes, Eurotiales, Aspergillaceae.